AUGCUGAAUGCCGUUCUCGAUGGUCGCCGAGUGCUGUCGGCUGAAGAGAGGACUUUCUCCCACAAGGUGAGGUCCAUGUACAAAUACGGCGACGAGAGAGCUGCCGAUUGGACCACUCCGGACGACGUGCACAGACAAGACACUCCCGAACCGCAAGUUCCUGUACGCUCUCUCACCAACCCUCGUCGCCGACCUGUCACGAGUCGAAGUUCGAGGCCAAUGGACUUCCAUGAUCGUUUCAGCUUCAUUCAAAACGAGCACGAGUGCGCUGGCGGCGUCGAGGACUGGGAGGAUUUGUCUGGCAAGGAUGUCGAUCGCUAUGGCUUCAUCAACCCGACCAAAUUCAUCCCUACCGAAGGCCCGCAAGGCACGUCUGUGAAGCCUAGUCUUCAGCGUGUCACCACAUCACUACAACUCUUAUCCAGCAGUCCGCGCAGGCGCAGAGGCUUGAUUAGAGGUCCCUCCAAUGCUAGAUCCUCGCGCUCUCUCCCACCUCCCACCCGCACAAACACCCGUACCACCGUCGCCUCAUCUCCCUCUGCCCACGCUGCCUCUGUAUAUUCCUUCCAGUCCGGCUAUUCGCAACAUCGCUCCCAUAACCCUUUCCGCUCGCGCGACCGUCGCGUUCUCGAUGACGCAAGCGAUAUGCUCACAUUGCCCGCCUGCCUCGAUAAUCUCGCGGAAGAGGAUGCGCACGAAGGCUUCUUGAGACGGCGUGAAGUUUUGCGCGAAGAGAAAUGGCGCAAGAUGGCUCGUUUAAUGCCAGAAGGUCCAAGAGGCGGCGGCAUGAACUUUGAAUUCGAUGUGACAGAUCCAAAACUCGUCGCACGUACUUGGAAGGGGGUGCCUGACAAGUGGCGCGCAACUGCAUGGCAUGCCUUUUUGUCUGCCUCGGCCAAACGCCGAGGAGGAUGCCAGUCCGACGAAGAGCUUAUUGAGAUCUUCCACGAACUGCAGGAAGAAAGCUCUGCCGAUGAUGUACAGAUCGAUGUCGAUGUUCCUAGAACGAUCAGCAUGCACAUUAUGUUCCGUCGCAGGUAUAGAGGAGGCCAGCGUUUGCUCUUCCGCGUCCUCCAUGCCAUCUCUGUCCAUUUCCCAUCUACGGGUUAUGUACAAGGCAUGGCUUCCUUGGCUGCAACCUUGCUCUGCUACUAUGACGAGGAACACACCUUUGUCAUGCUCGUUCGCAUGUGGGAGCUGCGUGGACUCAAAGUGCUUUACGAACAUGGUUUCUCGGGGCUCAUGACAACGCUCAAGGAGUUCGAGACUGACUGGCUGGCUAACGACCAAGAUCUGAAGGCCAAACUCGACGACUUUGGCAUCGACGCCAUGACAUACGGUACGAAAUGGUACCUCACACUCUUCAACCUCAGCAUGCCCUUCCCAGCCCAACUACGUGUCUGGGAUGUGUUUAUGCUGUUGGGCGAUGCCGACUUUCCCGGAAACCCACCACCUACUCGAGAAAGCAAGUCUACUUUCGAAGGCGCCGACUUGAGUGUGUUGCACGCCACCAGUGCUGCAUUGGUCGACGCUACCAAGUCUCUCAUUGUCGAAGGCGACUUUGAGAACGCAAUGAAGGUGCUCACCAGUUGGGUGCCUGUGCGAGACGAAGACAUGCUGAUGCGGGUCGCAAAAGCCGAGUGGAAGAUCCACAUGAAGACCCGAAGACAUGCCUCUGCUUGA
Molecule: messenger RNA, 1683 nt
Organism: Aureobasidium namibiae CBS 147.97
Lineage: Eukaryota; Fungi; Ascomycota; Dothideomycetes; Dothideales; Saccotheciaceae
Product: RabGAP/TBC
Exons: 1
Coding region: 1-1683 (560 amino acids)
Source: RefSeq, a predicted model, not a curated record